Vidua chalybeata is the source of this 1293-nucleotide messenger RNA. It is a transcript of the gene IL15, whose product is annotated as interleukin 15. NCBI's taxonomy places the organism in Eukaryota, Metazoa, Chordata, Aves, Passeriformes, Viduidae. The record is from RefSeq and is a predicted model, not a curated record. Gene Ontology annotation, biological process: neutrophil activation; positive regulation of T cell proliferation; positive regulation of tyrosine phosphorylation of STAT protein. Gene Ontology annotation, cellular component: extracellular region. The coding region runs from base 212 to 817 and encodes 201 amino acids. The transcript is spliced from 8 exons. Gene Ontology annotation, molecular function: cytokine receptor binding; cytokine activity.
UCCACCAACAAGGGCACAAACCAUGAGCCUUCUUCACUUCAGGGAAUGCUAAACUGGAAUGUCCAGGAAGGCCCAUGCUUCAGAUAGCAAUCAGUCAGCUGCCUUUCAUGUUUGGCACUCACUUGCCUGCCUUCUAAAUUAUAGGCCCCAAAAUGUAGUUUCCUGAUCCAGAUGCUGUGCUUCUCUUCUGAGUAAUGGUCCAGCAGGCAGGAUGCUGGGGACGGCACGGCCAACACAGAACUCUGCUGGAGCAUUGAGCAGGCUGCAGACUCAGAAAACACACCUGAAAAGUAUUUGUCUGCAGUAUCUGCUUCUGAACAGCCAUUGCUUUUGCCUUUUAAAGAAUGGGAUGGGACUAAUCAUCUUCUUCCUAUGUGCUUACGUACCAAAGACAGAAGCAAGUCAUUGCAAGUGGGCAGAAGUUCUGAAAGAUUUGGAAAGGAUCAAGACAUCCAAAGAUAUUGAUGUCAGUUUAUACACUGCAAAUGCAGAUGAGGAUCUCUCACAGCCCAUCUCUGCAGAUAUUCAGAUGUAUUUGAAUAAUAAGAAAAGAUGCCCAGAAGAAUGCCAAGAACUUGUAUUGAGGUGCUUUUUCUUAGAGACAGAAGUGAUAAUUCAAGAAUGUCGUAUCAAAAAUUGUAGUAAAACACAGGAUGUGUGGAACAUAUGGAAAAAUGGAAAUGAAAGCUUUGAAAAUAAUAAGUUGACUUCCACAAAAUCAGAAAAAUGCAAAGAGUGUGAAGAAUACGAAGAAAAAAAUUUUACAGAAUUUGUACAAAAUUUUGAAAAGGUUAUACAAAGGGAUUGCAAACACUGACCAAAAGACAUAAGCUGGGAAACAAGAUUCUUAGAUGAACACCCUCAGAGAAAUUAAAUUAUCACCAAAAAUAAAACAGAAAAAAAAAUCUACAAUCCUCUUGGCUAUCUCUUAUUAUAUCUGUUUCUAUUGUGGUUUUCAGGUAAGCCAAAUUACUUCUUCUACCCAAGAACUCUAAGCCAAAAAUUAGAAUAUUUAUGUGAAGACUCUUCUUUGUCUUUUCCCCCUUUUGCACAAUGCUAGCAUAAGGGCAUUAAAAAUCACCUCCAGUCUUCUCACAGAAGGUAAAGCUGGUGCUUGGUUCUUAUAUCCAGCAACAACAUGUACUGUUCCUUCAUCUGUUAUCUCCAACAUGAAUUUAUUCAUUAAUGGCUACAACUCCUUUAUUGAUGACCAAAGGUUUCAACUGAGAUGUCAACCAAAGCAGUGUUAAAUUAAUUCUCUGAAUAAAAGAGGUGACCAAGUCUCUUGCACUC